This is a messenger RNA of Geodia barretti, 933 nucleotides long. The record is from the annotation of a GenBank genome assembly. Lineage: Eukaryota; Metazoa; Porifera; Demospongiae; Tetractinellida; Geodiidae.
AUGGUGCGCGAGCACUACCUUCAUCCCACGCUGGUCAAGAUGGCGAUGGAGGCCAGCACGAUAUUCCACAACUUCGAUGAGAUCGUGGGCGGAGACGCGCGGUUCACUGAAACAGGGAGAAUGCUGCUAUUCCCAGAGCGCGACGUGUCCGCGGUACGGGCGAAUGUUGAGAUGAACCGGGAGUUUGGGGUGAAUAUCCAGACUCUCGCUCCGUCCGAGGUCGCUGAGAUUGUCCCGCAAGCAAACCUCGAAGACAUCGCGCUCGGCGUGUACGAGCCGACUUCCGGUUACGCCGACCCGGUGGCGACAACUUACGCUUAUGCAAACAGGGCAAUGGACUACGGAGCGGAGAUCGUGACCGGGUGCGCCGUCAGCGGAAUCCGCGUUCAGGGCGGGCGCAUCGUCGGAGUCGAUACCGAGGAAGGGCCAGUAGAGGCGGACGCCGUUGUCGCGGCGACAGGUCCCUGGGUGAACCAGCUUGCCACUCCCCUGGGCGAAUCCCUUCCCAUCACUCCAAUCAGGGUCCAGAUGGUGCAUCUGCGCCGUCCGCCAUCUCUUGAAGCGUUGACGACCAACGUCAUUGACUACACGACGGGCGCAUACUUCCGCGUGGACGCAGGAUAUGGCACUCUCGUCGGCGGAGAGAAUUUAGACGACCUGAAUGAGAGGGGCGGGUAUGGCUCUCUAUACGACAUGGCCCCUGACGGCAAUCCAAUUCUGGACAAGUCGGCAUCUGUCGAUGGACUGUACUGGGCGGUCGGGUUCAGCGGACACGGCUUCAAGCUGUCACCUGUGGUCGGUCGUAUGAUGGCGGAGUUCGUUAUGCAUGGCGAAAGCGCCGAUCACUCCAUACGCGACUUCCGCGCGAGCCGAUUCGCGGAAGGUGAUUUGCUUAACGCGGAGCAUCCCUACGAAGGACGCAGACACCAGUAG